AUGACUAGAACCUCCGUAUUAGCAGAUGCUUUAAAUGCCAUUAACAAUGCUGAAAAAACUGGUAAAAGACAAGUUUUAAUCAGACCAUCAUCCAAAGUUAUCAUUAAAUUUUUAUCAGUCAUGCAAAAGCACGGUUACAUUGGUGAAUUCGAAUAUAUUGAUGAUCACAGAUCAGGUAAAAUCGUCGUUCAAUUAAACGGUAGAUUAAAUAAAUGUGGUGUUGUAAAUCCAAGAUUCAACGUUAAAUUCGGUGAUAUUGAACAAUGGACCGAUAAUUUAUUACCAGCUAGACAAUUCGGUUAUGUUAUCUUAACUACUUCUGCUGGUAUUAUGGAUCAUGAAGAAGCAAGAAGAAAACAUGUUGCUGGAAAAAUUUUAGGUUUCGUUUAUUAA
This is a messenger RNA of Yamadazyma jaroonii, 393 nucleotides long. Lineage: Eukaryota; Fungi; Ascomycota; Pichiomycetes; Serinales; Debaryomycetaceae. The record is from the annotation of a GenBank genome assembly.